AUGAACAAUAUAAAUUUAUAUGACAAUCAAAGUCAUAAUCAUGAUGAUGAUCGACUAUAUAGACCACAUUCAACUAGAGUAGCUAGUUAUCAAGUUUUAAUUGCUUCAUCAUUAGGUUUAUUUACUUUAUUUACAUUUUCAAUAUUAAGAAUUAAAUAUCCUAAAAUAUAUAUUGCAAAUUUUAAUAAUUUGAAUUUUAGUACUCAUUCAAAGACAAGAAGAAAUUUACCUAAAUUGUCAAAUUCUCUUUUUGGAUGGAUUCCAAUUGUUUUUAAAAUUAAUGAAUCAGAGAUUUUGGAACAUGCUGGAUUAGAUGCUGUUGUGUUCUUGGGAUUUUUCAAGAUGUGUAUUAAGAUUAUUGGAGUUAUGUUGAUUUUAGCUAUUACAAUUAUUUCACCAAUUAGGUAUAAAUUUACUGGGAGAUUAGAUCAAGAUUAUCCAGAUGAUGAUGAUGAAAAUAAUGGAACCUCAAUUCAUUCAAGGCAACUACUACAUGGUACAAGUUUGAAUGAAAAUGAAUCAUAUCAACAUUACUUGUGGCUUUAUACAAUAUUCACAUACGUUUUUACAUUUGUCACUGCGUAUUUUUUAUUUGAUGAAACAAACAAAGUUGUAAAUAUGCGUCAAAAAUACCUUGGUGGCCAGAAUUCAAUUACAGAUAGAACUGUAAAAAUAUCCGGUAUACCUGGGAUACUAAGGGAUGAGAUCAUAUUGAAAAGACAUAUCAACAAUUUAAAUAUAGGGGAGGUGGAAUCAAUUUUAAUUGUUAGAGAAUGGCAAAACUUAAACAAACUUUUUAGAUUAAGAAAUAAGAUCUUGAAAAAACUAGAAAGUUAUUGGGUUGAAUAUUUUCAAAAAAAUGGGAUUGAGAAUAAGUCAGAUUUAUUAACUGCUGAUUUACUGCCAACUUUAGGAGAACUGAUAAACUUACCAAGUAGUAAUGGACCAAUUGAUGAUGAUGCAAGAUCAGUUAAUUCAACAAUCUUACAACAAAUUACAGAGAUAGUGGAAGCUACUUCAAAUUCAAAUUCAAUAAAUGACUUGUACUUAGCUGAGAGUAAUAUUAUGACAAGACCAAAAUUUCGUAAAGGUUGGUUUGGUUUAUUUGGUCCAAAAAUUGAUGCAAUUAAUUUCUUUACUGAGAAGUUAAAAAUUGUUGAUACACAAAUUGAAAAAUCGAGAAGAAAAGAAUAUGCUCCAACCUCAACUGCAUUUUUAACUAUAAAAUCAGUAGCUCAAGCUCAAAUGUUGGCUCAAGCUGUAUUAGAUCCAAAAGUCAACCAUUUAAUUACAAGUUUAGCACCUGCACCUCAUGAUAUACGAUGGGAUAAUUUAUGUUUAACAAGACAAGAAAGAAACUCAAGGAUUUUCAUAGUGACUUUACUAAUUGGAUUGAUAAGUAUUUUAUUGGUAUUCCCAGUAAGAUAUAUUGCAAGUUUUUUAAAUACAAAAAGUAUAAGUAAAAUUUGGCCAUCAUUAGGUGAAGCAAUUAAAAAUCAUAAAUGGGCCAAAACAUUGAUAACAGGAUUAUUACCUACUUAUUUAUUUACAAUUUUAAAUAUAAUUAUACCAUUUUUUUACGUUUGGAUAUCAAAAAAGCAAGGAUUUUCAUCUCAUAGUGAUGAAGAAUUAUCUUCAAUUGCCAAAAAUUUUUUCUAUAUUUUUGUUAAUUUAUUUUUAGUUUUCACAACUUUUGGUACUGCUUCAUUAAGUGAUACAACUAAAAUAGCUUAUGAUUUAGCUCAAUCUUUAAGGGAUUUAUCAUUAUUUUAUGUUGAUUUUAUAAUUUUACAAGGGUUGGCUAUUUUCCCAUUUAAGUUGUUAUUGUUGGGAAACUUAAUCAAAUUUUCAUGGAAAUCUUUAUUUUCAUGUAAAACUCCAAGAGAUUAUUUAAAAUUAUAUAAACCACCUGAUUUUAAUUUUGGUUUACAAUUACCUCAACCUAUUUUAUUAUUCAUUAUAACUUUAAAUUAUUCAAUUAUUUCAUCAAAAGUUUUGAUUAGUGCUUUUAUAACAUUCAUUAUUGGUUAUGGAGUGAGUAAAUAUUUAUUACUUUAUGCUUGUAUUCAUUCCCCUCAUUCAACUGGUAGAAUUUUGGUUAUGAUUUUUAGAAGAAUAAUACUCGGACUUUUAAUAUUUCAAAUCACAAUGGUUGGGACUCUAGCAUUACAAGAAGCAUUCAUAUGUGCAGCAUUUCUAGCUCCUUUACCAGUGAUAACAAUGUAUUUUUUAUGGUGUUUUGAAAAUCAAUAUAUACCAUUAUCAACAUUUAUAGCUUUAAGAGCAAUAGAAAAUAAUCAAUCCGUUAAUAAUUUAUUAGAUAUAGAACAACAACAAAAUAAUGAAAAUAAUCAAACUUUAGAUGAAAGAAGAGAAUUUAAUACAAAUUAUGAAUAUCCGAAUUUAAUUUGUGAUUUAAAUGGUCCAAUGAUUGCUUUAGAUGGUUCUGAUGUUUUAUUUAUUGAUAAUGAUGGUAAUACAAUAUGUAAAAAACAAAAUUUUAAAGAAUUGGAGAGUUAUUGA
Molecule: messenger RNA, 2523 nt
Organism: Lodderomyces jiufengensis
Lineage: Eukaryota; Fungi; Ascomycota; Pichiomycetes; Serinales; Debaryomycetaceae
Exons: 1
Coding region: 1-2523 (840 amino acids)
Cellular component (GO): plasma membrane
Molecular function (GO): calcium-activated cation channel activity
Source: RefSeq, a predicted model, not a curated record